CGAUCCACCGUCUGUACAUAUCACCUCGAUUCUACAUUGUCAAAUGCUUCUUCCCAUCUAGCUGUUGGCCACGUGUGGUAAGGAUGGAUGCAACGAGAGCCAGCGAGCGCUGCUUGAAGGGCAAUGAAAGCGACGUGUUGAUUUAUGAUCGCAGCUCAAGCAGCGCGUACACCUUCCAAACCAAAUUUCACUCAGUGUUUCGAGAGGCUGUUCGCAUGGGAUAGAGGAGCGGAGUGGUCAUAUCGUCAGGUUGGCUUCGCUGCGUCGUUCAUGACUAUCUUGUCCGUUGGACCCUACCUAGCAGCUCUCCGCAGUUUGGCACACUCAUCUCGACACGUCACAAUGCACUCGGUUCUCUCCGGCUCCCUUGCGCGAGGUGUAAGGAGCCUGCAGCUGACACUGCGAAUCGGCAUGCUACCUCUGUUCCUCCUGCAGCUUCUCCCGCGCCUUGAUCCCAGCCGCUGCGCAGUCCUCGCCAUGGCCGCGCAAGAGCAGCCGGCGCUGAUGGUGUUGGAACCGUCGACGGAGCCCGCGCAAUGCGGCCUGACGCAGCUGCGCUGGUCUGGCUCGGUCGGACAGAGCACGGUCGACCUGAUCGAUCCGCACGGGAACACGCUCCUAUUUCGCUUCGACAAACAACCGAACAACACGUUCAGCUUGACCUGGGCCCCGAUCAAACAGCCGGCAGGAACCAAACUAGUGGUGCGGGUCACAGACUCGAGGCCGUUGUCAGCCGCAGGCUCAGUCCUCACCAUCGCCAACUCGUCCGACUCGUCGUGCCUGGACAGUGCAGCAUUACAAGGCACACCGGGCUCGAACAUCACCGACACGAGCGUUCCGCAGAGCUCCACUGUUCCAGGUACAACAUGUCCAACAAGCAGCGGUGUGACCCCUGCGCCCGGGAGCAGCAGUGGUAGCGCGCGGUCUUCCGGGUCAGCAUCCGCCCUAUCAAAUGCGGCGACGUCUGCCAUCCGAAGCGCGGACUCGCCCAGCAUGAAAGCUUUAUGCGCGGUCGGAUUUGCGCUCAUGACCUUUUUUCUCUCCUUCAUGACUGUAUAUCGUUGAAAUUCGACUGUGCAAUGCUCUACUUCAGCUUCUACCUGUUGGAAGAGUGGAGUUUCAUUUGCAUUUCACAUGACUGAGCCGCGAGUCUGCGAUUGCGCUCGAUCACUGACCGCCUACCAUGAAUCAGCUACCAUCGAGCGCGCU
Molecule: messenger RNA, 1209 nt
Organism: Tilletiaria anomala UBC 951
Lineage: Eukaryota; Fungi; Basidiomycota; Exobasidiomycetes; Georgefischeriales; Tilletiariaceae
Exons: 3
Coding region: 145-1065 (306 amino acids)
Source: RefSeq, a predicted model, not a curated record